AUGAUUGAUUCACCAGAUUUAUGCAUUUGCAUAAUUCGUAAUUUGAUUUGGUAUAGUCACACCACUUAUUAUACGGGGAUUAAUUUGGGGAUAGCUGUUAAAUAUAAAGAUAAUCCACCAAGUGGUUGGAAAUUUAAAUAUUAUAUACCAACUAUUUUAUUACCUGGCGAGAAUCCAAACAACAUCAAAGAGAUUAAAUGUCAUUCGAAUAUAAUUAUCGGCUAUAGAUUCAAUAUCAACAAAGAGAGAAAUAAUGAUGAGAAGGGGAAACAAGUUUUUAAAAAUAAUUCAACUAACGAUUAUACCAAUAAUCCACAAGACAUUGAAUUAUUGUAUAUCAAUAUGUCAAGAGAUGCAUUAUUAAGUCGUCACCGAUAUUUAUGGACGCUUUGUAGAACUUGUAAAUUAUGGAAUGAAAUAAUUCCUUUAGUUAUUAGUGGGUGUGCUUUUAAAAGAUUUAAUUAUUUCAAAGAUUUGGAAUUCGAGUCGUCACCGAUAUUUAUGGACGCUUUGAUUAAUUUGGGGAUAGCUGUUAAAUAUAAAGAUAAUCCACCAAGUGGUUGGAAAUUUAAAUAUUAUAUACCAACUAUUUUAUUACCUGGCGAGAAUCCAAACAACAUCAAAGAGAUUAAAUGUCAUUCGAAUAUAAUUAUCGGCUAUAGAUUCAAUAUCAACAAAGAGAGAAAUAAUGAUGAGAAGGGGAAACAAGUUUUUAAAAAUAAUUCAACUAACGAUUAUACCAAUAAUCCACAAGACAUUGAAUUAUUGUAUAUCAAUAUGUCAAGAGAUGCAUUAUUAAGGUAUAUGGAUAAUAUGGAUAACCUUAAUUACUUGAUUUCUGCCACUGGAAUUAAUUAG
Molecule: messenger RNA, 858 nt
Organism: Entrophospora sp. SA101
Lineage: Eukaryota; Fungi; Glomeromycota; Glomeromycetes; Entrophosporales; Entrophosporaceae
Source: the annotation of a GenBank genome assembly